Ostrea edulis (European flat oyster) is the source of this 12436-nucleotide messenger RNA. RefSeq names its product rap guanine nucleotide exchange factor 2-like. Gene Ontology annotation, cellular component: plasma membrane; apical plasma membrane. Lineage: Eukaryota; Metazoa; Mollusca; Bivalvia; Ostreida; Ostreidae. Gene Ontology annotation, molecular function: guanyl-nucleotide exchange factor activity; protein binding. Gene Ontology annotation, biological process: Ras protein signal transduction; positive regulation of GTPase activity. The record is from RefSeq and is a predicted model, not a curated record. The transcript is spliced from 29 exons. Bases 5104 to 9801 code for a protein of 1565 amino acids.
ACUGUUCUUACAUCAUAGAUUUGGGGGUAAUUUUUGGGGGCUCCAAGAUUGAUCUUUUUUGAAAAUAUGAUAUCUCUCAGUUAACUACAGUUUAUGCCCAAAAGUUAAAUGAACAUUUAAUUUAAUAUAUUUCUUUCUUGCAAUCAUUAUUUUUUUCCCUCCAGGUCAUUGAUUUAGUUUUAAAUAAGUGUGAUCACAAGGUAUAUGAGUGUUGACAUAUUUUUGUAGAUAAGUAUCUAAUCUAUAUACCCCCAGGUCAUGCAAGGUCACAAAAAUGUUCAACACUUACUGCAUAUAAUUUUCCAAUUUGAUAUGAAUUCUGAUACCUUAAGGAAUUUGAUGGGAGUAUGUAAUGCUUGUUGUAGUAUCACAGGAUAAUGAUACAGGUUUGACAUAAUCACUGGUUGUCUUGGCAAUUAAUAGUACAGUACAAAAUCUGUGGGAUCUUCUAGGAUUGAUGGUUAUCUGAUCCAGCUUUGUAAUCACCUCCAGAUGGUUAUCAUGUUGCAUGAUUUUAUGGACACACCAUGGGGGAUCAGUUACCCUGGGAUUUAGGACCCAGGAGAUUGGCCAUUUGUCCUUUGUAGUAAGGAGUCUCUCUGUUCCUAUCCACUGCUGUCCUCUAUCAUCGUAUGGAGUAGUGGAAUCAUCUGUUACAUCUGUAGGAUUACUCAGGGGUGGAGAUGUGAGUCAGAGGUGUAUCUGAUCUGUAGUAGUUAAGUGUGGGGCUGGAGAAUUCACCACAACCUUUGUGUGAUCUACUGAGAUGAGUGUGUGUGUGUGUUAGAUUUCCAGAUAUUUGUUUCCCGGCACUUCCUCUUCAUUAUUAUGACAUAUAUCUGAGAAUUCCUCAUGUUUAGGAAGUGUUUGUAUGUAGGUAGUAGAAAUUGAAUGACUUCAAUUUUGACACAUGCCUGUAUUUGGUUCAAGUGGAUUUGGACAUUUGAUACUUUGCACUUCCAAGUUCAAGUGUCUAGAUUUGAGGAAUAUUAAUAUUCUAUGAAGCCAAACUUUUGACAUCAACCUGUAGUGGUAGAACAGUUUCUUAGGUACUUAUUUUCAAAGGAGUUUCAGUGAAGCAAAGAGGAAGGCAUUGUUGGGUAGCUGAAGGUGACUUCUUAGUGCUUAAAGAACAAGUCAUUACUACAGCCUACAGCAGCCUUUAGAUAGAUGCCCCUGCUGAAAACAGUGUCUGAUGUAUCUGGCUGAGAAAGCAACAGGAACCAAACACAUAAGAUUGGGGAAUUAACAAGAUAUAUUGUUUAGACAGAUGUGUGCAUAGGGAAAAUCUGUUUUGCAUCCUCCAGAUUUGUAGUAUACAUUGCUUGCUGUUAUAUUGGAGUACUUAAUCAUGGAAUUAUAUUAUGUGUUUGAAAGGAUUAAUUAGUUUCCUGUUACACCACUGUGGGAAUUAAGGGAUGUGAUUAGUUAGCUUCCAGGUAUAAAAUGAUUCGAGAAGUGGAGUUUGUCAGGUAAGUACUGGUAUGUAAACAUAUGCGUAUCAAUUUUAUCACAUUGAUUUGAUUUGGACAUAGUUUUUCUGAUCAUUUUUAUUUUUAAGUUUUCUAAAUAUGUGAUACUUUUAAAAAAAACUGAAAAUAUUUUCCUUGUAGAUAUUACAUGAUUUGUAAAAAUUGAAACAACAUUUUUCAUUAAGAUUUCAAUUACAAAGUUCGUGUUUUCUGCAAAACUUUCAGGAACUUUAUAACUUACUCAAUGGGAAAUGAAAUCAGUUUCUGAAACGAAGUGAGAUUCAGGAUUAAUUCUUUUGCAAUGGUGAUUUUAUCAGAACUGAAGGAAUUUUGAUAGCCUGGUAUCUGAUAAGGACCUUAAUUCAAAAGUGUACUGCCAAUUCCAAAACAAAACUUGGCAGACAAAUGACUCUCCUGGUUUUACUUUCCACAUUUUAAUGUAUACUUUUCUGAAACUUAUUCUACAAGAGGUAUGCUCCUGGGUUGGCUUGACUUUGAUGAAAACCACCAGUCUUUGAAAUCUAUCAACACAAUUAUCUGAUGUCUUGAGAGUUAAGUGAAAAAAAUUUAAAGGGUUAUUUUUGGAUUUUUAAUCAAACUUGUUUAUUUUUAAAAAAGCAUCCUAAAAAGAAUUUUUGCAUGGACACAUACUGGUGGUAUUGUGUAUUUAAGGAUGUACCAUAUAACGGGGAUUUUCUGUGGUUGUCCAUUUUUCGUGGAUUGGAAAAUCUGUAAAAAUUAUAAUCCCAAAGAAUAUAUAUGUAUGCUCAUAGGUAUAUACCACAGUCGAUUAUAUCGCCUGGGUUCAAAUUUACUAUUAAAAGAAUAAUCUUUAAUAGUAAAUUCAAACUUAUGUGAUAUAAUUGCCUGUGGUAUACACACUAGUAUUAAAUGCAACCACAGAAAUUGGAAGUGCAGAAUAUAAUUUGCUACCAUUAAUGGGUCAAAUCAAAAACCCCAAAAAAAUUCCAAGCACAGGAAAUGCCGUUAUACAUAGGAUCACCCCCUAAAAUUGCUACAGAAUUUUGUAAAACUAUUUGUAAAUGUUUUAAUAUUGUUGAAAACCCAUAUUUACCACAAAAAUUUCCAAUGAAACCACCUUUAUUUUUUCAUCAUUCCAAAAAUCUUUACUCGAAAAUUCAGUGGAAGAGCAUUACCCCAAAAUUAAAAUCCUUCAAAGCCAUCUUUUUAUUGGUGCAUUUCGUGUAUUAAUUGACCAAUCUACAUUGUUGUUUGAUCAACUGAUAGAAAAUUCCACAUAUAAACACAACAAAAUCUGACUUCAUUUGAUGCAUCCAUUAUCUUGGGUACUUACUCAGCCUCGGUUAACAUUUAUAUAUGUACCUAUAUAUAUUAAGCAGUGCCAAGUCAAAAGUAUUUCUCCAUGAUUUCUAGCAUGCUGGAGUAGGAUAUCCUAUGACCUGAACUAUGUUUUCACAGAAAAUUCUUUUGAAAGAGUAUCAUUUGAGAUUAUAAUCAUUUAAGAUUAUAGUGACUUUAAGAAUGUUUAGUGCAUUCAGUAAUUGCUUGUGUCUGUUUUGAUUUUCAAAAUAGGUCAACUCUAACAAUCACAAACAGUAAUCCUGGUAUGAAACAAAAAGGUGCAAAAUAACAAUAACAAAAAACCUGGAUUGAAAUCCUUCAAUACAAAGAACAACUUUGACCAAAAAAGGAUGGUAAAUUGAACUCCAAUAAAGCCCAGGAAGUCCUCCGUUAUUCAGUAUUGACACAGACUCAAAACUGUAAUUACCAACUUCCGACCCCUCUCAGAUAUGUAUAAUAAUUGAUGGAUUGUAAUGGAAAAAUAUUAAUUACAUACAACUUGUUCUGAAAAUAGGAGAGCAGUGACAUGUUGUUCACACAAGGGCUAGCAGUACAUGUGCUAACAGAAGAAAAUACUUUUAAUCAUAUCUUCAUCAAAGCAACUUAAUGCACACACACUGAAUUUUCCCAAAUUCAAUGAAAUACUGUAAGCAUGUAAUUUGUAUGCGGAAAUGCAAGUUCAAAUUUAGGAGUUCCUUCAAGUGAAUAUUUUUGUGGUGUGUUUGUGCACUCUCGAGACCAUAUAGUCAGAUAGUGGCUGCAAUCUGUAUAGAUGAUUAAUAAGCAGACACAUGAGACUUUGCACAUGUGUAUGUAGAGAUUAGGGAAAUAUUUGCUGCUGAAAGAAUUUUUAUAUCUUUAGAAAAAUCUAAAACUUUCAGGUUAAUUAACGAGCAACAUUAUCUAAGAUUUUCAUGCCCAUUUGCAAGUUAUUUCUGCAGCUGAUAGUCAGUAACUGUAGAAUUGUCAAUAUAUUCAUGGACGUUCUUUGACUAGAUGCUGAUUGUUAACUGUGUCAUGCCAGUAGUUAAAAAUUCAAGUCUAUAUCAUUGUCGUUAAAGUUUAAAAAUCUGUCAACAUUUGGCACCAUGUUUAAAAAAAAAACCCCAGUUCAAGAUCCUUCAGAGUGACAGGAAGUAACUGGGUCAUUCUAUGUCCAUGAGGGGGAUUUGGAUUGGCUUAUUCUUUGGUCAUUUGGUGCUACGGUUUUGGACAAUGAAGAUAAUCCAGGUGCAAGUACUGGCUUUUAACUAGAAGACAAAAUAUGCGCCAAGCAGAUGUUGGGGGUCAUUCUCCAGCAAUUUGUCUCCUUGUUUUCUGUGCAGAAUUAUUGAAGAGAGAAAAAAAAAUUGUCAGACAACAGACAGGACCCACACUUGGCUCAUUUUGUUGGACAAUAUCAAAUUCCUGAUCUAGUAACAUUUCAUUAAACAGGUCCCGGAGAGCACCUGUCGUUUUUUGUUUGGAAAGAGUUCAGAUUCGAUGUCUUUUAAACACUUGUUUGAUUUGAUUCGGUUUGGAUGUGUUUAUGGGUGUUGGGAUUUUAUCUACCGUAUGUCUACAGUGUAAACCUACAUGCUUGAUCAAGUAUUAUUUGAGCAAAGAUCUGUCAAUGAUUUAAAUUUUUCUCUGGAAAAAAAAAAUGGAUGUACCGAGUAAACUGAUUGAGAAAGCAGAAGGAUUGACUGGGGUGGCUUAUAAAGUGACUGGACUUACAUUUUUUGAUGUUAUUUUGUGAUCAGGAUAAAGUGUAUUGUAGGGCAUAUAGAGAAACAACAAAAAGUUUUAAAGAGGUUAUUAAAAUCCAGCACAAAGAAGACAGAAUGCCAGGAUUAUUAUUUUACCUACACACUAUUUAAAGUGCAAGACUGCAUGUGACAUAAAACUCUAGAGCAAUUCUCCUAUGUUCACCAAGAGUUAGACAUGCAUUCUCAUUUGUCAUUCAGAUUUUCCACCUGACUGGAUUCAUAUCUACAUGCCUUGUGUUUAUUUAUAUAUCGGUGAACUUUAUGUGCAACUCUGUGACACUUUUCCAUUAACCACCUUUUGUCAUUAAUUAGGGAGGCUCGUUGCCAGUCUGUGUGUAUCAAUAGGGAGAUUACAGCUGGCUCAAAUUUCAGCUUUGACCCAUCAGUGCCUUGUACAUGGAGGGGUGUGAUAGCCCAAAGUGUGUUGUUAAGCCGGGACAAGUCUUAACUAUCAGAGAUGCUGAUUCUGCUGUUUUGGGGGUAAAAUAGUGCUGAAAAAAAUGUUCUGCAGAGGGAUCUUUUUUGGUUGUCAACUGUGAGAUUGUUGUGAAAAACCUGUCAUGUUUUUCUACGUUGUUGGCAAUGCCAACAUAUCUGGUAAUGAUCAGAACCAGGAGGUGGAUACACAGCAAUCGGAACCUGUCCAGGAGCAGGUGCUUGGUGUAAAAAGUCAACACUCUCCUCAAAAAUGUUGUUUACCCAACCCAGAGUUGUCUAACCUGAUGUGCAGUGGCCAAGAAAACGAUGCAUCACACUCGUUGGGAAUUUCACUGAUUCUGGAUGCUGGCAGCUCUGGUGAAGUUGAAGAAUUCCUGCCCCAGUCAGAGGGUGUAGAUGUUUGUAGUCGGGAGCAGUGUUCCCCCGACUCUGAUUUGGAGGAGAUGGAUUAUUUGUGUGAACAUAGAACUAGUGCUUCAGAAAAAUUAAAUUCUUGUUGUUGUUUAUUAAAAAGUUUAUCCAGUGAUGCUAAUGGAGCUGAAAAUUUAUGUGUUCAAAAAAUGUAUGAAUCAUCGCCUGGUAAACCAGUUCGAUAUGCAACACGUGUGCACGCGGAAUAUGCCCCACUCAAAGUGCGACCAAAAAGUAUGUGUUCUGUGGGACCAAGUAGUGAAAUUAGAUCUCCUAGAAUACAGCCGGACAUCAGGAUAGAAAAUGAUGAUGGUGUCUGGUCUCUGUCUGACUCCAGUGUUAACUUUGACAGUUUUGGCAAAAGAACACCAGGAUGUACCCGGCGGGCCAGCGAGUGCCUCAUUCUGGAACCGUCGGAGAUGAUUGUUAUCGAUUAUCCUGAUGUCCAGAUUAUGAAAAACAGUCGUACUGGACAAUGUAACAAUGUCAACAUCAAUCGAAUGUUUGAUUUAGAACAAGAGGAAGCCAAACUACGAAAAAUGCAUUGUGACACAACAGUAGAGCAGCUUCCUCCAGAUUAUAAAAAUGAAAUAUACUCACGGAAUGAAAUACAGAUGAAAAGGAGUUCCCGAGCGAGUGAUACGUCGAGCGCUUACUCUGGGUCUGACAUGAUGCAAUCUUCUAUUGAUGACCAAGAAAACGCAGACAUAGACCUGACGGGUAUGCCAGAGGGUUAUGUGGACUCGGAUGAUGAAGAGGACAAACUGUCCAACACAGAGUCCAUACGAGAUGCAGUGCAAGAAUGUCUGCAAAAAGAACCAAAAGACAGAACAGAGGAUGACAUUGAAACACUUUUGGAGUUCAUUCAACAUUUUAGAGCAUUUGCCAACAUGACGCAGCCAAUCCGGCGUGAGUUGUGUGCGGUGAUGGUAUUUGCUGUGAUCGAGAAGCGAGGGACGAUUGUAAUGCGGGAUAAUGAGGAGCUGGAUUCCUGGUCCGUCAUUCUGAAUGGUCAGGUGGAGAUCAUCCACUCAGAUGGAUCAGCGGAGUUCCUCCAGAUGGGAGACAGUUUUGGGAUUUCCCCAACCCUGGAAAAGAUGUACCACAAGGGAGAGAUGCGGACAUUGUUGGAUGACUGUCAGUUUGUCUGUAUUGCUCAAGAGGACUACCACCGAAUCUUGGACAAGGGCAAAGAAAAUACAGAGAAACAUGUGGAGGAAGGUCAGGUUGUGAUGGUAACAGAACACAGAAUAUUUGAUGGGGGAAACAGGAAGGGACAAAUUGUCAUAAGAGGAACACCAGACCACUUAAUGCAGCAUUUAGUGCAGGAGCACUCAGCUGUUGACCCCACAUAUGUAGAGGAUUUCUUGCUGUGUUUUCGUGUCUUCAUUAAAGAUAACAUGGACUUAGCCAGCAAAUUACAGAACUGGUUCGAGACAUCAAGUUAUAGAAAUAAGGUGACCAGGGUUGUUCUGUUGUGGGUCAAUAACCACUUUGUGGACUUUGAGACUGAUGCCCCACUUUGUGAGUUCCUGGAGAACUUUGAAGGCCUCCUAGAACGAGAGAUCAGCAUUGAAACAAGUAGAAAGAUUAGUUCGGAAAUGAUGGGUCAGUUAAGGCUACUGAAUAUAGCUUGUGCUGCCAAGGCCCGACCCAGAAAUAUCACAUUAACCAGGGCCACAAGAGAGGAAGUUUUACACUUUUCUGUCCUUGGGGGGCAGGAAAGGGGCUGUGGUAUAUUUAUUUCCAAAGUAGAAAAGGGCUCCAAAGCUUACGAAGCUGGCCUCAAAAGGGGAGACCAGAUUUUGGAAGUCAAUGGUUCCAGUCUGAGCAAUGUCUCCCAUAACCGUGCGCUGGAACUACUAAGGGGAACAACUCACCUCUCUCUUAAUGUCAAGUGCAAUUUGCUGGACUUCAAGGAGCUGUUAGAUGUUCCAGAUAAGAGAGUGAGUAAGGGCGAAACACCGACCCUGACCAAAAGAUCAUCCACGGGGGACCUGGAAUCCAAGACUCCCAAAAGUGAAAAGAAAGAAAAGAGGGACAAGAAAAAGUUUUACACACUUGGCAAACAUAAUGUGCUCAACUACAUUGGAGGAAAGAUUCUCUCAAAAAUUCCCUCCUCGGGUAGUUUGGGAAACAAUGAAAGUCUGAAUCGAUCAGAUGAAAGUCUCUACAAAGGUCCAUCGCGAGCUCGGCUGCCAUCCUCCAACUCUCUCUAUAGUCUUGGUGUUCAGUCACAACACCUCAGUGCCAGCAAUCCUGACCUAUCUGCACUCCCAGUGGAGGAAAGUGCAAAGGAAUUCCCUGACAUGGUUGUCAAAAUUUACAAAGCAGACCAGACAUUUAAAUUUCUGGCCAUCACCAAGGACACUAAUGCAAGAGAGGUGGUGUUACUUGCACUCCAGGAGUUUAGUAUUACAGAACCCAGCAGCAACUACUCAUUGUGUGAAGUAACAGUAGAGAAUGAAAAUUUGGUCAAACAGAAGCGACUACCAGACACCUUGACCAAUCUUCCUGACCGGGCCAACUUAAAUGGAAGGCGUACUGUUCCAUGUGUACUCAGGUAUUACCUUAAGAACAACAUGAACACGGAGACCCUGGUUCCGGAUGAGUUACGAGGGGAACUGAUUAAGGAAGCUCAGAUAAGCCUGCUACAACUCCAUACCACAGAGGUCGCAUCACAAUUGACCUUGGAUGAUUUUAAGGUCUUUAAGAGUAUUGAACCCACAGAGUACAUCGACAAUCUGUUUGGUCUCAAGUCAAAGUAUGGCACACCAAACCUGCAGAAGUUUACAGAGCUUGUCAAUAAGGAGAUGUACUGGGUCGUUACGGAGGUGUGUGGAGAAAUCAACAUUGUCAAAAGAAUGAGAAUGAUCAAACAAUUUAUUAAGAUUGCAAAGCACUGCAAAGACUGCAAAAAUUUCAAUUCCAUGUUUUCAAUAUUAAGUGGCCUUGACAAAAUUUAUGUAAGUCGAUUACGCAACACAUGGGAGAAAUUACCUAGCAAGUAUUUAAAGGUGUACGAGGACCUGAAAGAAUUGAUUGACCCUUCCAAAAAUAUGUCCAAAUACAGAAGUUAUGUCGGUAGUGAUCAUGUACAGCCACCGAUGUUGCCAUUAUUCCCAAUUGCUAUGAAAGAUCUAACUUUCCUGAAAGAUGGAAAUGAUACGAAAGUCGAUGGACUGAUAAACUUCGAAAAGUUCCGAAUGAUAGCCAAAGAAGUUCGCCACCUGUGUAAUAUGUGUUCAGCUAAAUAUGAUGUCAAUACAAUGUUCCUUGGCACACAAAGUAUGUAUGAAAGUUCUUGGAUCAUGGGAAUGGCAACCAUGAAGAGGGUGAGGAAUCGUAGAGGCUCCACCCUCCCCAAUCCGAAGAAAAUGUACGAGGAGGCGCAGAUGGUGCGACGAGUGAAGUCAUACCUCAGUAACAUUAAGGUCAUCUAUGAUGAGGAUAAACUUCGAGAAAUGUCAUACCAGUGUGAACCAGACAACAAAGCUAGGAGAGCUGACCAUUCUCCGAGUGUUACAAGUGUAACAAUACCAAACAAGGAUGACAAAGCUGCUGCCGUCCCAUCAGGUCCAAAAUUUGGUGCUGAAUCUCCACAGGCAAUCCAGAAACUGAUGGGAUUGUCCGCCUCUGUCAAACCUCAUAAAUCACAUUAUCCCCUCCCCCCUGCACCGUCAGGGGUUACCAGUCCGUCCCUAAGUUCAGGGCGACGACCACCCACAUCUCCCCGCCAUUCAGCGGCCUUACGGUCCCAUCCAGUUCAUCUGUCACCCGAGAGUUCAUCUGUCGUCAGUCUUAGUAAUAUAGCUUACCGCAGACCCCAGCGCACGGGAUCACACACUUCCCAAACUUCAUUAACCUCCAAUGAGUCGAGUUCAACUGACACCACACAGACCAGCCAGGGCUCUAACCCACAGUAUGCUCGGUUGUCCCACAACCAGCAUGAGUCCCCGGACUCGGCACGGCACAGUAUGAUCUCCACAAACUAUGAUACUCAGAGCACCAACUCCGUGGGGUCCAACAACAGCUCAUCAUCCACCCACUCCACACCCCCUCAUUACCGACGUCACGGCCCCCAAACAGCACCGCCCUUCCUUCAUCAACAUAGUACUCCACCUCUGCCCCAGGCUAGGGCAAGACCUCCAUUACCGCCCUAUAAUGUUGUCAUGCAAAAUUCGCCAGCCUAUAGCCAUAUUAUCCAUCAAACGUACACUAAAGUCCGCCGACCGCCCUUGCCUGAUUACCAUUCUGCUACACAAAUGGCCCAACUAGCUCGCCAGAAGCAUUAUUGGCAGAUGGAGCGAUCUCAUUCACAUGAAGGGGUUGUAGGAUACUGCAAUGGGCAGGCACCUUAUUACCAAGUCUCUGAUGAUGAAGAAGAGGAACAGGUGUCUGCAGUGUGAAAAGACUCUCCGUAAAUAAAGAGGUGUUCAUCAGGCCUAGGGAGGGUCUACAACAACCCCACAUGUCUGUCAGCCAUUACUGACAGGAAGGGGUGUGUCAUGUCACCUGUGCAUACAGGGUGGGACAUGGCCCCAAUUGUUUUGAAGUGCAAUUCUUCCUGCUCAUCUGUGAUAGUGAAACAUAAAAAACUAUAAUCCUCUCUUUUGUGGGGGAAAUUGUUGGUGCAAGUGAACUUCUUGUGCAUACACUAGUGCAAUUUGACACAAAAAUGGCAAUGCCAUGCAUGUGUGUUAGUCACAGUAUUAGCCAGACGAGGAUCUGACAUUGUAUAAAGCUGAUCUGAAAUCAUCCAACCAUGAGAGUGGUGAUCUGUGUAUAUGUGUUCAGACUGAAGAACUUGUAAUGAUGGUACUUCCUUCAUACAUUUAGUGCUAUACCAUGAUCAUGCUGUGAACCGUGCCAUCUCAUCAAACAUACAGCUUUCCUGUUUUCCAAGGAACUGGACUCUAGAAUUUUAAUAUAUGUAUUUGUAUACCAAAGACAACUUUGUCAUUUACUCAUUUGGUUCAGAAAUGGCAAGAAACAUAUAUGAAUUAUAUUUUAAUUUUAUUGUUGUAAUCGUUUUUAUACAAAGUUUAAGAAAGAUCAUUCAUGUCUAUUUAUUGGAUACGUAUAAACAACAUGGUCUCCUAUCAUGAUUACAAACUAUUUUAUGUUCACGUACACUCAUCCCACAGAAAUAGGAAUUUACUACAUUUAUCUUACAUUAAAGGGACUGGUUCACAAUUUUUGAAAAAAAUAUUUUUCAUUUUUGAUGUUAAAUAUCAAAAAUAUAACUAAUUAAAUGUUGAGAGUAAAAAAUUUGGAACUUCUGAACGCAAGAAUAAAAGUAAUAUUUUAGCCUUAAAUCCAUGUUAUGUAAACAAAGACUCGAGUCUUUUCAUGCAUACAAACAAUCCAAUGAAAUUUUAAUUUUAUAAUAUAAAGCAUCUUAAUUUGGCAUAGUCACAAAUUUUAACUUUUAGAUGAUACAUUUUACCUAAAGAAUGCUAUAAAUGUAAAAGAUAUAAUAAACUUAGAUCGACAUCGAUUUCUUUUGAAAUUUCGUAAACAAUAACAUACCGCAAUCUUUGUUUACAAAACAAAUAAUGAGCUUCUAUGAUGAUGUAUAACCUUAAUUUUUAUGUGAAAUCUUUUAAACACAUUAGACAAUAGAUUUUGAUCAUUAAAAGUGAAAAACAAAAUUUUGGGGGAAAUCGUGAAUCAGUCCCUUUAAAACAUGAAGGGUCAAUUUUUAGAUAGUCCAUGAAAAUGUCAAUUUCACGAGAGUUACAUUUCAGAAUUAUUUUUAAAAUAUCAGCUUUCUUUGUGUAUUCAGUUUUAGAAUUUUGGAAUAAAGUUUGUUUUCAUAAGAAACCAAGAAAAAAAAUCACAAUUGAUCUGAAGUUUCAGCACAAAGCAAUUGUUAUACCAAUGUACAUAUAAAUCCAUGAAAUAUGGGUCACUGUUGUAUGACUUGUAAACAAUUUAAAAGUGUGACCUGUUAUAUCUACUGCCGGGAGAUGGUAGUUGUCUUUAAAUCUAUUUUAUAAUUGUAUGAUAUGCAUGAAGAUAUAAUGAAAUCUUUAUUUUAGGUCAGUUUUGCAUUGUGUUUAACUAGUCACACUUGGAUUAACAUGUUUGUAUUAGAAUUUCUUUUUUAUAGAAUAUCCAUGAAUUGGUUUGUAUUUGAAAUUGUGUUUUGAAAACUCAGGCAAGAUAAAUUUGUUUCGAUAUGUUUAAUAUUCUUACAAAUGUAGGUCAAAUUUGUAUUAUUUGUUGAGCAAAAGGUCCCGUCACAGGAAGCAAUCUUUGGAUAUAUCAAUUCAGAAAGAGACAUGGAUAAGCAAUCUAAACAAAAAUCACUGUAAAAUGUGAAAAAAGUAUUCUAUACUGUACAUCACAAAUGACAGAGUAAUGGGGUUUUCAGUACUCUGAUGUGGAAAAGCAUUUGACACUGCCAAAUUUUUGCCAACUGGACUGGAAGAUGGAGUAUCUUCAUGCCAAUCUUGUCACAGACGUUUGACCAAUGGGAAUAACUGUAUUUGAUUGUAUUGUAAAAUGUAUAAAGAAAAAGUUGUUAUACAUGUAUUUUCCACCUGGAAAGCAUUUAGUUUAAUUUUUCCUUUGCUUCAAUUAAGAAUUCUUGAGCAGAGUGUCAAUGUAAAAUACUAAAAUGUCACAGGAAACUUAGAAUUUUAAGUACUGUUAGUACAUGAUCAUUCUAGAAUAAAUUCUUUAUGGUGUUUCAAUUUGUGUUAAGAGGUAUAUUAUUGAAAGAUAUUUUGACAAAUUUCAAGUCUGUUGGCAAAUAUAGACACGUAACUUCUUUUCAAAAUUUAUUGUUUGUUUUAAUCACACUUUUUGUAAAUUUAAAGCGAUUUUAAGGAAACAUUUUGAUCGGGAUAUUUGAUGUUGAUUUCAGGGAACAGAAUUAAUAUCCUGUGAUUUGCAGACUUUGCUUUGUUACGGGAUGGUGUACAGUGAAAUAGAGUUAACAACGAAGUCACAAAAUAUAUGUACUACAUUAUCUUUCAUCCUGUAUAUAUUACACAUAAUUACUACCAGGAAAUGAAAUAAAAGUAUAAAACCAUA